GAGCAGGCGGCCGAGGAGGCCACGGUGCAGCGGGACAGCGACUGCGAGCGGAAGCCGCCCGCGCCGCCCGCCCCCGCCAGGCGCGAGGACAGGCGCGAGCCGUCGCCGAACACCUUGCGGUAGGAGGAGGCGGCGCACAGAGUUCAGCUUACAAUUAACAUAAAAUGACAACCUCUUGGAGUGAUCGGUUACAGAAUGCAGCAGAUAUGCCUGCUAACAUGGAUAAACAUGCCCUGAAAAAGUAUCGUCGGGAAGCCUAUCAUCGGGUAUUUGUGAACCGAAGUUUAGCCAUGGAAAAAAUUAAGUGUUUUGGUUUUGAUAUGGAUUACACACUUGCUGUGUACAAGUCUCCGGAGUAUGAGUCCCUUGGCUUCGAGCUCACCGUGGAGAGGCUGGUUUCUAUUGGCUAUCCCCAGGAGCUGCUCAGCUUUGCUUAUGAUUCGACGUUCCCUACCAGGGGACUUGUCUUUGACACACUGUAUGGAAAUCUUUUGAAAGUUGAUGCCUAUGGGAACCUUUUGGUGUGUGCACAUGGAUUUAACUUCAUAAGGGGACCGGAAACUAGAGAGCAAUAUCCAAAUAAAUUUAUCCAACGAGAUGAUACUGAAAGAUUUUACAUUCUGAAUACACUGUUCAACCUACCAGAGACCUACCUGUUGGCCUGCCUAGUAGAUUUUUUUACUAAUUGUCCCAGGUAUACCAGCUGUGAAACAGGAUUCAAAGAUGGGGACCUCUUCAUGUCAUACCGAAGCAUGUUCCAGGACGUGAGAGACGCAGUUGACUGGGUGCAUUACAAGGGCUCUCUUAAGGAAAAGACGGUUGAAAAUCUUGAGAAGUAUGUAGUCAAAGAUGGGAAACUACCUUUGCUUCUGAGCCGCAUGAAGGAAGUCGGGAAGGUAUUUCUUGCCACCAACAGUGAUUAUAAGUAUACAGAUAAAAUUAUGACUUACCUGUUUGAUUUUCCACAUGGCCCCAAGCCCGGGAGCUCCCAUCGGCCAUGGCAGUCCUACUUUGACCUGAUCCUGGUGGAUGCACGGAAACCGCUCUUUUUCGGAGAGGGCACGGUGCUGCGGCAGGUGGACACUAAAACUGGCAAGUUGAAAAUUGGUACCUAUACAGGCCCCUUACAGCACGGCAUCGUCUACUCGGGAGGUUCCUCUGAUACCAUCUGUGACCUGUUGGGAGCCAAGGGCAAGGACAUUUUGUACAUUGGAGACCACAUUUUUGGGGACAUUUUAAAAUCAAAGAAACGGCAAGGCUGGCGAACUUUCCUGGUGAUUCCUGAACUUGCACAGGAGCUGCAUGUCUGGACUGACAAGAGCUCGCUUUUUGAAGAACUUCAGAGCUUGGAUAUCUUCUUGGCUGAACUCUACAAGCACCUCGACAGCAGCAGCAACGAGCGCCCCGAUAUCAGCUCCAUCCAGAGACGCAUCAAGAAAGUGACGCAUGACAUGGACAUGUGCUACGGCAUGAUGGGAAGCCUGUUCCGCAGUGGCUCCCGGCAGACGCUCUUCGCCAGCCAGGUGAUGCGCUAUGCUGACCUGUACGCGGCGUCCUUCAUCAACCUGCUCUACUACCCGUUCAGCUACCUCUUCCGGGCCGCGCACGUCCUGAUGCCGCAUGAGUCGACAGUGGAGCACACGCACGUGGACAUCAACGAGAUGGAGUCGCCGCUGGCCACCCGCAACCGCACGUCGGUGGAUUUCAAGGACACCGACUACAAGAGGCACCAGUUGACACGGUCGAUCAGUGAGAUCAAACCUCCCAACCUCUUCCCUCUGGCCCCCCAGGAAAUCACUCACUGCCACGAUGAAGAUGAUGAUGAAGAGGAGGAAGAGGAAGAAGAGUAAAAGCGGAAAACCAUCACUGAGCACCCAUUAAAUAAGUUCUGGCAGGACUCGGGAGCAAAGGAUGCCCCCUUCGGGUUCUAGCCGGGGUAGUGGGGCGCUCUGUCAAAAGUACACCUGGACAUUCUCUGAGGGCUUUCACCUGUCCUCAUCCCUAGGGAGAUCCUUGUUUUAGUUCUGUUUCUGCACUCUGCAGACAGCUCCACUUUACAUGGAGCCUGUGUCGGAAGAAAGCGGGAGCCGCACCGGCCUGUUACUCUCUUGUUUCCUCAUCAGUAUCUGACGGUGGCUCGGGACACGCUGUGGGCGACGGUGGCAGAGGGGACCCACGUGCUGUUACCUUAGAAACUUCCCUCCCACCACGCCCCGCACUGUCCUGUCUCAUUGGAGAGGCAUCGUUCUCCCAUGAGUGGACACGGUCUUCAUUUAAGGUCACAGUCCCUUCCUCACGUCUCUAAGUGGCCUCGUGACUGUUCACAGCGGCUUUGCAGAAGUGUCUCCUCCUCGCUUUGGGACUGAUCUGGAAUCGUCAGCAGCAGCUUCAUUUGGAGACGUCUUCACUUCUACAUUUCUCUUAGUAGCAAAAAUGCUUGUUAUACCAAAACCAAAAAAAGUCGGUCUUCUUAGCUGAACCUCUAGAAGGAAUUUCACUGCAAGGACAGAGGAGCAACCCCCGCCCCCAGAUGCAGCCCGGCCUCGGGCAACCGGGCAGCAGGCACGUCUGGCACGGGCUGGGCUUUCCUCUUCACCUCGUCCAGCCUCCUGAGGGCUGGUCACUGUUUCCAAACUUGAAUAUUCGAGAAAGAAAGCAUCGUAAGCCAAAACUUGCCUAAAGUCGAGGGCACAAUCAGUGUGAAUAAAUUCACUUCAGACUCCCGAGUGAAAUCACUUCUUGUUUGAACAAGAAUGUAUCAUUACUAUAUAUACUUGCGGGUAUAUUAUAAUUGCCUCACAAGUUCCGUGAAAGUUGUUAAAACAUUUUUAACGGUGGCGUAGACAUUUAACAUCAUAGAUUUCUUCUGUUCUUCAUGUCAUUCGUCAACAUGAGAGGGUAGAUUAGUUGCUCAAUAAAGUAUAACAUUUCUAAUA
This is a messenger RNA of Sorex fumeus (smoky shrew), 2936 nucleotides long. It is a transcript of the gene NT5C2, whose product is annotated as 5'-nucleotidase, cytosolic II. Bases 165 to 1850 code for a protein of 561 amino acids. NCBI's taxonomy places the organism in Eukaryota, Metazoa, Chordata, Mammalia, Eulipotyphla, Soricidae. Gene Ontology annotation, molecular function: 5'-nucleotidase activity. The transcript is spliced from 18 exons. The record is from RefSeq and is a predicted model, not a curated record. Gene Ontology annotation, biological process: IMP metabolic process; adenosine metabolic process.